AUGGCCGCUCCGCUAUCUGGGAUUGAGAUCCGAGGCGACCGGCUGAAGGACGAGGACGAGGGGACGGCGUUGGAGUCGGCCGGGCGACGAGACGGGCGUGGGCGCGGCUUCUUUGCGACGCGCGACUUUGCGCCGGGGGCUGUGGUGGCCGAGUUCAGCGAGCCGCUGGUGGUGGUGCCGUUUGGGGUGGCAGCAGCACAGACAUGCAACCACUGUCUGGACCCACGACGGCCGGCCAAGGCCUGCACAGGCUGCCGAGCGGUGGCCUACUGCGGGAGUCGAUGCCAGCGAGCGCACUGGACAGCGGUACAUAAGCUGGAGUGCCGGGUGCUGAAGAAGGCGCUGGAGAUGAGCCGGGAGGCGGAAGAAGAAAAGGAAAAGGAAGAGCAGAAGAAGGGAGAUGAGUCUGAUUCGACGGCACUGACUCGGACAACCCCUUCAACCCUUCGCAUCGUUCCCGCUCCCGUUCGGGCGCUUCUGCAGAUCCUGUUGCAAUGGCCGGCUGUCAAGGACACCGUGGCCGGGCUCGAGGGCAACGUGGCUGGCUUCCGGGCCCGGCCGGACCUCUGGAAAGACUUUGAGGUGCAGGCAUCGGCGGCCUGCGCGCUUGCCGGCUGGCCGGCCACGGACGCGAGCCUCGCCAUCGCCGUUGAGGCCAUGUGCAAGAUCCACACCAACUCGUUUGACCGCAGCGACGUCGACGUCGCCUACACUGGCACCUUUCUCGACGCCCAUCUGGCCAUGGCCAACCACUCGUGUGUGCCCAAUGCCGUCGUCUCCUUUGCCGGCCGCAAGGCUUUUCUGCGGGCUGAGCAGGCCAUCCGUGCCGGCGACGAGGUCACCAUCUCCUACAUUGAUUACACAAAACCAAAGUCAGUCCGCCAGCGUGGCCUCGAUCUCUACCACUUCACCUGCGACUGCGCCCGCUGUGCCGACGACCUCGACGUCUACCAAGUCUGCCGCGCGUCGCCGUUGGUGGCCCUCAAUGCCUUCAGCUUCGUCCCCAACGUCGCCGUCCUGCGCAACCCCCCCCUCGACCGUAAGGGUCUCCCGGUCACGUCUGCCCAGAUCGACCAGAUCUACGACGACUGUCGCCCCGAGCAGCCCGUUCCGCCGUCUGGACGUCUCGCCAGCCUGCGCCGCGCCUGGGCUCUCUGUCGCCCUCUCGUCCGCGCCCGUCGAUGGGCUGUCGAGCCGCUCGCUCAUGUCUUCCAGCAGGCCAUCGUCUACUACUCGGAGCAGCACAACUUUGCCCACGCCCUCGCUGUCGAGUGCUUCGUCGCCCUACGCAGCGACCCCUACAAGUAUGUCGCUCCCUUUGCCCAGUGGCGCCUCAAGGGUCUCCUCUUGAUCGCAAAGACCAUCACCAACACCGCGAUCGAUCCGACGCCGUCUUCAUCACCAUCAGCCCUCCAGGCUGCCCUCGCCCCGCUUGCUGACGGCGCCCUGUACGAGGCCAUCCUGCUCAUGGUGCUGCGCUAUGGGCCCAUGGGCCACUCGGACGAGUGGGAGCUUCUCGACACCGCCCGCGAGAUGCUGCAGGACGUCCGGAGUGUGCCUGACCGCGACCUCAUUUCGGCCGCUCUCCAUCACUGGAUCCAGGACCCGACCGAGCCGGCCGCUGCCCGCUUCUUCCGCGACAACAUCCUGCCGCCCGUCGAGCGUCUGGCCGACCUGGCCGUCGACAUUCUCAAGGCAGACCUCGAGCCACAAUCCAUAGAAGCAGCGUGA
Molecule: messenger RNA, 1731 nt
Organism: Grosmannia clavigera kw1407
Lineage: Eukaryota; Fungi; Ascomycota; Sordariomycetes; Ophiostomatales; Ophiostomataceae
Product: set and mynd domain protein
Exons: 2
Coding region: 1-1731 (576 amino acids)
Cellular component (GO): nucleus
Molecular function (GO): protein binding
Source: RefSeq, a predicted model, not a curated record